AUGCCAAGUUCUUUGACAUCUUCAAGAAGCUUGAAAUCAAAAAUCCCUUUUGCAGAAGCCCUUGAACAAAUGCCUUCAUAUGCGAAAUUCAUGAAGGAUAUAUUGAGCAACAAAAGAGACUGGAGAGAGGCAGAAACAAUUAUACUCACCAAGGAGUGUAGUGCAGUCAUUCAGAGGAAUCUACCUGAGAAAUUGCAAGACCCUGGAAGUUCUGUGAUCCCCUUUACCAUUCGAGACACCUGCAUAAAGACGGUCUUAUGUGAUCGUGGAGCAGGCAUCAACCUAAUGCCAUUAUCAUUGAUGAAGAAACUCCAGAUUCAAGAAAUCAAGCCUACCCGUAUUUGCCUCCAAAUAGCUGACUGCUCAGUAAAAUUUCCAUUAGGAGUGGUUGAAGAGAUGCUUGUGAGGGUGGGACCCUUUACUUUUCUUAUGGACUUCGUGAUACUAGAUAUCGAAGAAGACAAGAAUGCAUCUAACAUUCUAGGAAGAUCUUUCCUAGCCAUAGGAAGAACUAUCAUUGAUGUCCAGAAGGGGAAAGUGACACUGAGGGUUGAUAAAGAUGAGUUCGUGCUGAACGUAGUCAAUGCUAUGCAAUACCCCGAUCAUCCAGAAGAAUGCAUGAAGAUAGAUGUCAUAAAAACUCUGGUUAAAGAAGUAUUUAAAGCUGAGAGGCUUGAAAAGGAACUGGACGCCAGUCUUGAGGACACACUGCUUGAACCGGAUGAACCAGUAGCUCAGAGGGAGACGCUUAGCAGGCCUAGUAUCGAGGAAGGACCCCCUAAACUCGAACUAAAGACAUUACCUCCAUCCUUAAAGUACGUGUACUUUGCCAAAGAAAACACCUAUCCAAUGAUUAUAAGCUCUUCCCUGAGGCAGCAAGAAGAAGAAGCGCUGAUUUAA
This is a messenger RNA of Arachis ipaensis, 900 nucleotides long. RefSeq lists its product as uncharacterized. Lineage: Eukaryota; Viridiplantae; Streptophyta; Magnoliopsida; Fabales; Fabaceae. The record is from RefSeq and is a predicted model, not a curated record.